This is a messenger RNA of Dujonia railenensis, 2499 nucleotides long. The record is from the annotation of a GenBank genome assembly. Lineage: Eukaryota; Fungi; Ascomycota; Pichiomycetes; Serinales; Debaryomycetaceae.
AUGAGCUGGUCGAUAAAAAGAAGUCUAGGAGUAGAAAAUUUGCUGACCAUUCCAACACCGACAAUUGUCGAAUUCGUGGAAAGACUGCUUACUUCUUCCUCGUCGUCUUCGUCUACGUCUUCCAAAACCACAAAGUGCAGUGGAGCAAACUGUACCUCCAGUGUCUCAGACAACUCGUUAACUAUCGGACUAUGUGUUGGUAUUCCAGGUCUCUUGAUCGUUUUGGUCUUGAGUUAUUUCUUGUUCAAGAACUGGAGAAAGGAGAAGAAGGAAAUGAUGGAACAUGAUCCAGAUUUCGAUGAAACUGGUGAGGCCACUGCACUUCCAGACUUCCCAAGGAGCCAGAAGCAGUACGAGUUCGAAGAUCCGUUCCACAACAGGAACUCCAUAAGGUAUCCGAUUACCCAAUACAACAAGGAGCGCCCUUCGUCAUCUUCUGCCAGUCAGACGAGCCAUUACCAUCACAGCAAUGGAGGAGAUCCUUAUCUCGACAAUAUUGUGUUACCUUAUCAACAUGAAACCGGAUCGAAGGCAAGUUUGGACGAAUACGCUAAAAACAUCAGUGAAUAUCUGGCCUACGCCCUUAACCCUAGAGCUUCCACGUUUAUGAACAGUAAGACCAGAACUUCCACUCUCACCAACUCCAGCAACUUGGGUUCGUUUGGCCAUGGAAACAGAUCAACCGAGUUGUUGUCGGGAGCAGGAGCAGGAACCGGAGUAGGAGCAGGAGCAUUGACAGGAGCAGGAGCUGAGGCAACUUCAGCAGCAGUAGGAGGCAGCUUUUCUACAAGAGGAAACUCCAUCUCUCCCCAAAAGAAUAGAAAUUUUGUCGACAUAUCGAAGCAAUCCGAUGAGGCACCACCGAGCCCAACCAAGAACAAAUCGAAUUUCUACAGUUCUAUCCCUAACCAGUCGUCCACUUCGUUUAGCCAAGCCGAAUUCCAUAAUGCUAAGGAGUCAAUCCACACUAAUUCCGAUUUAGAAUCAGUAAGCGAUUCUGAUGGAGAGGCUCAUGAUACAAGUCAAGUAAACAAGUCCAAAAGCGAAUAUGAAGAUUCGACUACUGUGGACUCUUAUGACACUACUCGUGAAUUUACAGAAAGUACAGUUGGCGAAACCAUUGGUGAUACUACUGGCGACAGCGAUUCCAGCGACUACGAUGCUACAGGAAACGAUGACAGUUUCAUUCCACAUCCAAAUGUGGAUAACGAAGAAGAUGAUUUGAAUACUAUCCAAGAACAGAUUAGAAAUACAUCUCCUUUCAAAGAAAUUGCAACAGCUCCUUCAACUGGUUCAAAUUCAGCAAGAACGGGUGACGAUGAAGACGAAGAAGGGUUUGAAUUUUCGCAAGAUUCCGGGAAUAAUGAUACUGCUCCUACUAGUUUAAACGCCCAUCAUGAGAAUUUGCUGUCUACAUCAAAUGAUAAAUUGUUGACAACCACUGCAUCCUCAAACAAUAAAAUCAAUCAUAAAUCGGUUCGUAUUUCAGAUUUUAAUUUGUUAAAGAAUGACAGUGACGAUGAAGAAGAGGGAGAUAAGGCAUUAACUGAAGAGCAAGAAGAAGAGUUGAAAAGAAUGAAAUCUGUCUACAAAGUUUACUUCGACCGUUCUAAAUCGAUGAAGAUUGUAGGUGAAGAUGGAGAAGUAACUGAAACAGAUGGAAAGACUCCAUUUACUCAUGAUGAACUGCAGCCUAUCCCAGAAUUACCGCAUAAAAUGGAUCACUUAAUGAUUAACAGAGAUUUGAGUUCCAAUACUAAUUAUGAUAAGAGGAACACGACCACCUCUUCAAUUUAUACUGAGAACCCAUUAUUCAGUAAGGACGAACAGCAGUUUAUUCAACAACAGCAGAUCUAUUCAGAGAAUCCUCAAUACAGCUAUGAACAACAGUAUGUUCAACAGCCGCAAUAUUAUCAACCCCAUUAUGAACAACAACCGGAACAACCAGCUCAGCACUAUGAGUUGCCUCCUCUUCAACAACUUCCACCUCCAUCAGAUUUCCGUAAGUCUACAAUCCAGUCAUUUACGGAUUUUCAACCUAGACCUAAAAACCAAUUGACGAACUCACCAUCUAUUUCCAAACUACCAUUCGUGCCUAUUGAGAAUGCAAAUGUUUGGAAAAACUCACCAGGGUCUCCCGUAAACAGUACCCAUGCAUUCCCUAACGACGCCUCCACAUCUCCACAAUUGGGCAAACAGAAUUCAGUUCCAUCAGCAACACAAUUAUCUAGGUCCUCAGUUGUCAUGCUUAAUCCGGUAACUGAGAUCACUCUGCAAAGGAAGUUCAAACCUGCUGGUUCUCUCGGUGGAAACACUCCGAACGGAAGCGCUACCUCUUUGACUACACAAUCAAUAAGGAACCAACAGUAUGUUAACAUGCAUCAACAAACUUACCAACAUCAAGGGCAUCAACCUCCAUCUCCAUUGUCUCCUCAGAGUAAUGACUUGAUUCCUGAUGGAAGAAACGAUGUUAGAAGAAUGAUGAACCAAAACUUUUGA